This is a messenger RNA of Alosa sapidissima (American shad), 5931 nucleotides long. It is a transcript of the gene cntnap5a, whose product is annotated as contactin associated protein family member 5a. Lineage: Eukaryota; Metazoa; Chordata; Actinopteri; Clupeiformes; Clupeidae. The transcript has 24 exons. Bases 62 to 3988 code for a protein of 1308 amino acids. The record is from RefSeq and is a predicted model, not a curated record.
UUUCCUUUUUGGACGUAUCUUAUCACGGCAAGGAUAUUUACUCCGGUCUGAAUUAAAAAUCAUGGAGUUUCGAAAGUCCUUACCUUACACAGUCAGCAUCAUCAUGAUCAUCUUCUUCAGUUCGUCACGUGCAGCUAGUCAUUACAGCUGUGAUGGCCCAUUGCUGUCCACGUUGCCCCUGGGCUCUUUUGAGAGCUCUUCACAUGCAUUUGACAGUCAAGCUCCACACUUUGCCAAACUCAAUAGAAGAGACGGAGGAGGCGGGUGGAGUCCCAAGUUGACGGACAGGUACCCGUGGCUGCAGGUGGACCUCCGGGACCGGAUGGAGGUGACGGCGCUGGCCACGCAGGGACGCCAUGGCAGCUCGGACUGGGUCAGCGGCUACAUGCUCCUGUUCAGCGACACGGGCCGCGUCUGGAAGCAGUACAGGCAGGAGGACAGUGUAGGGAGGUUUGUGGGUAAUGUGGAUGCGGACGGCGUGGUCCAGCACAAGCUCCCCCACCCCAUCAGGACCCGCUUCCUCCGCUUCGUUCCUCUAGAGUGGAACUCCAGUGGCUGGGUGGGGCUCCGUGCCGAGGUCUACGGCUGCACCUACAAGUCCUAUGUGGCAGACUUUGACGGCAGAAGUUCCCUGCUCUACCGGUUCAACCAGAAGUCCAUGAGCACGGCCAAAGACGUCAUCUCGCUGCGCUUCAAGAGCCGCCAGGCGGAGGGCGUGCUGCUCCACGGGGAGGGCCAGCGGGGCGACCACAUCAGCCUGGAGCUGCACCGUGGGAGGCUGGCCCUGCACCUCAACCUGGAUGACACUAGGGUGAGGACCAGCGGACCGCGUGAGGCGGUCACUCUUGGCAGCCUGCUGGAUGACCAGCACUGGCACACGGUUCUCAUCGAGCGCUUCAACAGGCAGGUGAACUUCACGCUGGACCGCCACACGCAGCGCUUUCGCACCAGAGGUGACGGGGACACACUGGAGGUCGACUACGAGCUGAGCUUCGGAGGUAUACCACUCCCUGGAAAACCCGGAACAUUCCUGAGGAGAAACUUCCAUGGCUGUAUGGAGAACCUGUACUAUAAUGGAGUUAACAUAAUCGAUCUGGCCAAAAGACGCAAGCCACAGAUUUACAGUGUGGGCAACGUGACCUUCUCCUGUUCGGGGCCCCAGCUGGUGGCCGCCACCUUCCUGAGCUCGGCUAGCAGCUUCCUGUCCCUGCCGGCGCCGCCGCCCACGCCUGAGGGCCUGUCUGUGCGCCUGCAGUUCCGCACGUGGAACGCCAACGGCCUGCUGCUGUCUGCCCACCUCGCCCAGGAGCCCCAGCACCUGGUCCUGCAGAUCAGCAGCGGCCGGCUCCACCUCACACACCGGACCAGCGCACUCAAGACCUCCGAGGUGUCGGCCGGCCAGAGGGUGAAUGACGGGCUGUGGCACUCUGUGAGCCUCAGCACGCGAGCCAUGCAGAUCACCAUGACACUGGACAAUGAGCCCUCCUCCACCAUCCUGCUCCAAGACCAGCUGGAGUCAGGAGACCGCUUCUUCUUCUUCGGAGGUUGUCCUGCGGAUGAUGGAGACUGUACCAACCCCACAACGGCCUUUCAGGGGUGCAUGCGUCUUAUCCUCAUCAACAACCAACCAAUCGACUUCAUCCUUGUGCAGAGAGGCAGACUGGGAACUUAUAACCAGCUCCAGUUUGACAUCUGUGGGAUCCGUGACAGGUGUCUCCCCACCUUCUGCGAGCAUGGAGGCCGGUGUUCCCAGUCCUGGAGCUCCUUCCAGUGUGACUGCACUGGGACUGGUUACAGCGGAGCCACCUGCCAUAAGCCUAUCUACGAGGCGUCGUGUGAAGCAUACCGACUAAUAGGCAGCUCUUCAGGCUACUUCUCCAUCGAUCCAGAUGGGAGUGGACCACUGGGGCCCAUGCAGGUGUACUGUAAUAUGACAGAACAAAACGUGUGGACUGUAGUUCUUCACAACACCACAAAUGCCGUGAAGGUUCAGGGCUCCACCCUAGCGAGGCCACACGUGAUGCAGUUCAACUACAGUGCCUCACCUGACCAGCUCCAUGCCCUGGUGGCUGGCUCAGACCAGUGUCAACAGGAAGUGGUGUACCAGUGCAGGAAGUCCCGCCUUUUCAACAACUGGGACGGUACGCCUCUGUCCUGGUGGCUGGACCGGAGCGGUGAGAAGCGGACCUACUGGGGCGGCUUCCUGCCCGGGGUGCAGCAGUGCUCCUGCAGCCUGGACGAGCGCUGCGUGGACAUGAACUACUUCUGCAACUGUGACGCCGAUAGAGAGACGUGGGUGAAUGACACAGGCAUUCUUUCAUAUAAAGACCACUUACCCAUGAGAGAGAUUAUCAUUGGAGACACUCACAGACCAGGGUCAGAGGCUGUCUAUAACGUUGGACCUCUCCGCUGCUAUGGUGACAGAUCAUUGUGGAAUGCGGCGUCCUUCUACCAGGAGUCAUCCUACCUGCACUUCCCCACUAUGCAGUCCACUCUAAGCGUUGACAUCUCCUUCUACUUCAAAACCGGCGCUCCCUCGGGAGUCUUCCUGGAAAACCUCGGACUCAAGGACUUCAUAAGGGUCCAGCUCAGCUCUCCAUCAACAGUGACCUUCUCCUUCGACGUGGGUGACGGUCCGGUGAUCUUGGCUGCAAAGUCUCCAGUGCCCUUGAACGACCGGCAGUGGCACUGGGUCCAGGCGGAGCGCAGCGUGAAGGAGGCCUCGCUGCAGGUGGACCAGCUGCCGCUGCGCUUCCUGGAAACGCCCGCGGACGGACACCUCCACUUCAAGCUCAACAGCCAGCUGUUUGUGGGGGGCUCGUCGUCCAGACAAAGUGGCUUCCUGGGCUGCCUGAGGGCUCUGCGGGUGAACGGCGCCCACCUGGACCUGGACGAGCGGGCCAAGCUGACCCCAGGCGUGAGCUCCGGCUGCCCUGGCCACUGCAGCAACUCGGCCAACCUCUGCCACAACCGCGGCCGCUGCAUCGAGCAGAGCAGCGGCUACGUCUGCGACUGCACCCACUCGGCCUACACUGGCCCCGCCUGCAAAGAUGAGGUGUCCGUGUCGUUCGAGAGAGACUCCUCGGUGACGUACGCAUUUCAGGACUCGUUCCUGGUGAUGCGCGACAGCAGCUCGCAGGCCUCCUCGUCCAUCUCCACAGAGUCCAGGGAGAACGUGGCCUUCAGUUUCGUCACCACGCAGGCCCCCGCCAUGCUGCUCACCAUCGGCACCUUCAGCCAGCAAUACAUGGGCAUUAUCCUGGCACGCAAUGGGAGUUUACAGAUCUGGUACCGGCUCCAUGAGGAGGGCAAGCCUGAUGUGCUCACCCCCACCUCCUGCAGCCUGGCUGACGGACGGCUCCACCGGGUCAGACUCCACCGCGAGGCAAAGGACGUGUACGUACAGGUGGACCAGGAGAGUAGAAAAUACACCCUGUCGUCUGACACUGAGCUGAACUCUGUGAGAUCGCUGACGCUGGGCAAAGUCACUGGCACGGAGACCUUGGAUGAGCGAGUGGCGGUGGCCGGCUCCAGGGGCUUUGUGGGCUGCUUCUCGUCGGUGCAGUACAACCACGUGGCGCCGCUGAAGGCAGCGCUGCUCAACCGCGGCAGCUCACUGGUCACCGUCCGUGGCAACCUGGUGGAGUCCAACUGCGGGGCACUCUCUGUGUCCACAUCCAACUCUCUCUCAGACCAUGUUGAGGAGCCGGACAGAGCUAAUGACCAGGAUGAUGGCGUGACCCAACAUGACUCAGCAGUAAUCGGAGGAGUGGUGACGGCGGUGGUGUUCAGCAGCGUGUGCGUGCUGGCCGUGAUGAGCCGCUUUCUGUACCAGCACCGGCAGGCUCAGCGCGCGGCCAGCCUCCAGGAGAAGGAGACCCAGCGCCGCCUGGACGCCGCCUACCACGCCGAGCUCCACAUGCACAACUCCACGCUCCACCACUCCACGCUCCACAUGCGCGACAGCCUCCGCGAGUACUACAUCUGACCAGAGCAGAGCCCUCCUCAGUCCUCUGACUAGCCUCCAGCCAAGGACCCUGUCCUGUCCCUGUAAUAGCUGCCUGUCUGCAUGGAUGGAAACUGACAGCCUUUCUGUUCCAUGUCGGACUUGUGAAAAAAUAGGGGGGAAACUGAGAUUUUAAAAAAGCAGCUUCCAGUGUAGGUAGUAGCUAUUAGUUGCACAGUGACCCGGAUGAGUUUGUCCUGCUAAAGCUGUGAGUGGGGAAAGAAGUGUUUCAGAGAGAGAGAGAGAGAGCAGUGAUAGUGGCUUGUGACAAAUUGAUUCCUACUGGAGAGACGGCCGAGUCAGGUUGAAUGGUGAAUUAAGUCAGUGUUAGGAAGGGAGCUCCAGCAACCACCACGGAAACUGGCCUCCUUUUCGGCCAUUGUAGGUCACUAGGGGAGGGCGAAGGGAAGGCCAAAGAUGUGUGUGCUGAAAAACAGGCUUUUGCAGGAAGUGACAGAGUACGCUGAGGGUCGUGGUAUAUUACAGAGCGAGGUGCUUGAUGCCAGUAGGAGAGAAUUGAUUGAGUCCAAAACCCUUAAUUACAGCUAAUUUUGUCAAAUUAUGGCAUCAUGGCAGAGUGGUCAAUGUGGCAAAAACAGGCAUACUGGCCAUGCAUGGUGUGCACGAGAGGAUAUUUAUGUCUUUAUUUAUUUAUUUUGUUUAAAUACCCCUGCUCAGUUUUCAUUCCAAAGUGAAGCUAUUGUUGGGAGAUAGCCCUCCAUAGGCACGGUUCUGAAUGACCGCUGCACUUUGGGAACUUAGUGCUGAGAUCCUAAGGCUCUAAGUACUAAGGAAGCUAAGGAAUGUGGUCAUAUAGAAGUGCUGUACCACUGUGGAGGUUCUUCACUUCAGGGAGAUAAGUAUAUUAAAAAAUACAUCCAGUUUUACAAUCUAUGACAGAAGCUCCUCUGUCUCUUUGGUGGCUUGGAGAUUAUUAUGGUCUGCCUCUUGUCCCAUUUGUGUGGGGCUGUGGAGCUCACGUGGAUUGUGCUUUGUUAGAUAGGGUGUGGAAGAACAUCUAAACUUAUUUUCUUCACUGUACUGUUUUAUGCUAAAAUAAGUUGUGUGAAUGGUGAUUGUAUUGGCAAAAUCUCCAUCAUGAAGACAAGAAACAUCUGAUUAUGGUUAUGACUACAUUCAUUGAGGACGUGAAAAUGCAAACAUUUCAGAAUGCUUCUCCUUGUGCAAAAAUCAUGGUUGAGGAAAUGACUACUGUACACCCUUUGCACUCUGAUGGUUUGGCAGUUGAAUUGCUAUUUGGAUGGCUAUUUAAUUUCUACUAUGUUGUUUCAAAGACAUCUGCUUUUAUUUUGUAAAGAACAUGACAUACAGUACAGGAGGAAAUUUAUGACGUCUUAAGCUGCUUCAAAUUAUCAUGUCUACAUGUAACAAAUUCUGGUUUUAGGUCAGUCAAUACUCAGGGAGAUUAAUAGUCAAUGAAUCAAUAAUUAUUACAGAAUCUAUCUGAAAAAAUAUGUCUAGAAUUUGAGAAAAUGUGGAGUGCUGAAGUAUUUAUUGACAACAAAAUGGAUUCCUAUGGUUAGUCCCAUGGUUAUGUUUCUCUCCUGCUUUUUACUCUUGUAUAUUUUGAUGCUAUGUUGAUCAUGCUUUUACCUACCUGGGUGUUGGCCUUUCAAAAGAUCCUCAGCAGUCGAAUGAGACAUAGCCUACCCUCUACCCACUGGACUACACCUGCUCUCGUUCUUGUUUAAUACCACAUAAGCAGCGAUCUGAUCAGAUCAAUCAUUCAGAGACUGACUAUGAAAUAUUAGCAACACUAGACAGACACAGAAAUGCAAUAUAUAAACAACGAUUCAAAGAAAGGCUGGCUAAAUUAUUGUUCAUUUUCCUUUUAAUUGAAGUGUCCUUUUCACUAAAUAUAUUAAUCUGAGACUAUUUUCUAUUUCUAUUGAUAUUAUGGUUAU